AUGUCGACUUCAAAUGCUACCUGUGUGACCCCUGCCAUGUUUGUUUCCGGGGUCAUUGAUGUCCGUCUCUCACUCGACGGGGGAUCGACUUACCCCUAUGUAGGUAGUAUAGUGGUUGGCGACCAGCCUUCACCGGUACACCUCAGCGACUGGACAUCAGAGCCAGGCACUAACUUGGCGGUAACCUGGGACCCUGCUGGACUCCAUGGAAACGACAUGGUUGAGAUCAUUGUUUAUGAAUUUACCGUUGACAUCAACGGCCGUUACAGAUGGGAGCCUGUUCACAUUGUACCAUAUGGAAUUGUGAAUGAAGGUGGCAGGUUUGAGUUUGUGAUUAACCGUGAACGCAGUGUGGAUGAUAUCUCACCGAGGGUUGGAGCUAUUGGUGUUUUUACUCUGAACGAAGCAAAUUCAUUACUCGAAAGGAGAGCCAUUUGGAGCGAGAUCCACCCUCUCAACUGGUUGUAUCCUAUCAACAUGACGUCAUGGUGUAACUCAUGGAUAACUCGAGAACUCACUGAGCUUAAUCAAUGGCUCCCUCAACGACCAGUCUGCCCAUGUACAGAGAGACAAGCAAGGAGAGAUAUAGGCUCAUUCACUGUUUCCUUAGAAACAGACAGACCGGGUGUGACACUCUGCGUAAAUUCGAACAUUCCAAGUCCUUCAGGCGCAGGUCAGGAAUGCUGCUACAGCAGCGACGGUCACCUGAUUGAGGUGGAUGCUAUAGGAGCGGGGUUUUCACACCGUCAACACGAGCGCGUCACCUCGCCCAAUCUGUCAUCCGGACUCGGCCCAGUACCAGUUCUGUCCCACUAUCUGGCUGACACGAUGCCAUACUUGCAAUGCUGUGUAGCCGAUCAGAGCGAGAAUGGGCAAUUUUGUUAUCUUUACCGCACCGUCAGACCGCCGAAAAACUGCUACGGCUACCGCCCACCUCAACCAGUUGAUUAUGAUAGGAGGUGUUAA
This is a messenger RNA of Strongylocentrotus purpuratus (purple sea urchin), 966 nucleotides long. Its product is annotated as sushi domain-containing protein 2-like. The transcript has 5 exons. NCBI's taxonomy places the organism in Eukaryota, Metazoa, Echinodermata, Echinoidea, Camarodonta, Strongylocentrotidae. The record is from RefSeq and is a predicted model, not a curated record. Bases 1 to 966 code for a protein of 321 amino acids.